Messenger RNA from Hordeum vulgare subsp. vulgare (domesticated barley), 2503 nucleotides. RefSeq lists its product as uncharacterized. The record is from RefSeq and is a predicted model, not a curated record. Lineage: Eukaryota; Viridiplantae; Streptophyta; Magnoliopsida; Poales; Poaceae. The transcript is spliced from 3 exons. The coding region runs from base 512 to 2158 and encodes 548 amino acids.
GUUGGGCACCCCUCUCUGGCUCUCUCCCGCUCCCCCUCCCCCUUAUUUAUUUUCUUGCGUGUUUCCGCUACGCUAAUCGCCCCAUCGAACCAUUUCUAGUUAAGCUUGGCCGGGCUUCCGCUCCCGAUCUUCCCUGUUCUAAUUUUCUGCGCUUUAUCUCCAGGUUAUCCUUCUUCCAGGCGCUUUCCUCACACCCCCAUCGCCGCCGAAAUUCCCGACCUUUUCUAGCGGCAAAACCGUUGAGUGCGGCGGCGGCGACCGCCGACCGAGCCAAAGAAUCCAAGGAUUUCCUUCUGGCGAGCUAGGCCUUCUCCUGGGGCCGUUUCUUGGGAGCCAUAUUUGGUUCCGGAUCCAUGCCGGCCGACCACAUCUUGGGCCCCCCUUUCCCCGCCUAGUAUUAUUGUCCUCGCGAGGGUUUCUUGGUUCCUCGGAGGCCCUCCCAAGUUCUUGCCAAUCUGGGCAAUCUGGCCCCAACCCCGGGGUGCGGCUGUGUUAGGGUUCGGGGGGCUGGAUGGGGUCGGCCGGGAAUGUUGUGGAGAUCAGCUCCGACGAGGAGGACGUUCCCAUGCCCAGGAAGCCGGCUGCCGACUGGCUUGGGAAGCUUUUGAACGAUGAUGAGCCAGAUGAGGACGACUUAUUUGAUCUCGUGGUGAUGGGUGAGUUCUCCCCGCCACAAAAGAAGGGCAACCCCGGUGGCGGUGAUGAGGAUGAUGAUGAUGAUUGUGUGGUUCUAGACGGUGACCCUGAUAAGGUGAUUACCAUCGGGGAGGACAAGGGGAGUGCGGGAGAUAGCAGCUCGGACGAAUUGCAGAUAGUUGGGGAGAAAGGACCGGUAGCGUGCAGGGACUUCCCUCAUUCGCGCCAUCUAUGUUCUAACUUGCCCUUCAACGCUACUUCUCAUGUGAAGCAUUGUAGCAUGUGCCACUGUUUUGUAUGCGAUGCUCCAGCUCCAUGUAAUUAUUGGGGUAAAGGUAUCCAGCUUAACGAUCAUUGUCAUGCUACGGAUAAGGAAUCAAAGUGGAAACAGCUGCGGCAAGCAUUCAAGUCCAAUAAUCUUCCGGCAUCUCGUCCAGAACAAUGCCAGAAUGCCAUCUACCCAACAAUGGCAUCAUCCAUUAAUAAGGAUAUACAGUGUCAAGUCUCAUCUUUUCCAAACAAAAGUUCACUUCUGCAUGUCAUGAGCCAAAACCAACAAAGGCACACUUCAGUUAGAGUCUCACUGAAUGUAGGACGAACUAUUAGUACACCAAGAGCAUCCCUUGCGACAAAACUGGGGAGAAGUACAAACAAUGUCCACACUGCUCAAAACAUCCAUUCACGUGGAAACUUCAAAAGAGCAGGGACAGCUUCUCCAGCUCACACAAUCCGAAAUGCUAAUCAAUUUGGUUCUACUGCUUCAGUCAGUAUUCCGUCCCUUAUGAACAAUGCAUUGCCACAUGUAUCACAGCCAGUUCAAGCUAUACCAGCAACUAAUACUCCGCAUGUGUCUCAGCAAGUUCAGCCUAUACAAAGAACCAAUCUUUCCAGUCGUACUGUUAAGAAAAAUGCCCCUCACAGAUCUCUCAGUGCGCCAAUAGCAUCGCAGGGGCAACAAGGUCAGCCGGCACCAUCUUGUCAGGUCACCUCAAAUGGACUGCAUGGCGUAGGACCUCAACUUUCCCGGUGCACCUCGCUUAUGGAUCAGAGAAGACAAUUCCUGCCAGAACCAGUAAUCGAUGUUUCCACACAAAGCUGGCAAGACAUACUUGCUAGUGUGGCAUCUGAUCUGGGAGUAUUAGAUGAUUCUGCUUACAAUACCAGUACAUCACAGUCCCAUCAGCCUGUGAGGACUUCCUCCCAACUUCUAGAUGCCGGUACGAACCAAGGGGAGGAGGGUCUUCACGCGGAGUCUGUUGCGUCAUCCAUAAACCUGAUGACUUCUAAUGGGCAUGGCUUGCCCAUUCAUACAACAGGUGGUGGUACCCAGACAAAUGCUCCUAACCAAACUUUGCAUCCUAUGGAUUAUGGUAGCAGUCUUGAUCCAGAUGAAGCUCACCUUGAUGGUUUUUUGAGCCCCCCUGCAGAUGAAUUAUUGUUAGAAGCUGCUCAUCAAAGGGACUCUUCCGGAUUGGAUUCUACAGGCCUUAUAUUUGACUUUGAGCUCGACGAAUGGACAUAAGAAGCACUCUCAGAGCCAGAGGCUGUCCCGUCUUUUGCAUUUGGCGGACCUCGUGGAUAAUAAAACCGGUGAUGUUACUACUAGCUGGUCCGUAGGGUUUUCUUCACAUGAGAGGUGAAGAUGUUCCUUGUACAGUAACUAGGUUGUGUGGUGGAUAUAUUUUGUUUAGAUGGGUUGGUUUUUAACCUAUCGGUACUACAGGUCUUUUUAUUAGAAGGCCUUAGAUGGUAAGUAACCGGUAUCGUUCUUUCGUAAGUAGAAGAGCAGAAUUUCCACUCCCUAGCUGUUGGUCAUAUUUCUAUGGGCCAUGUUAUAUUCUAGUGCCAAAAAUGCGUGCUUGUGAUA